Molecule: messenger RNA, 1961 nt
Organism: Thecamonas trahens ATCC 50062
Lineage: Eukaryota; Apusomonadida; Apusomonadidae
Exons: 1
Coding region: 75-1961 (628 amino acids)
Biological process (GO): mRNA processing
Molecular function (GO): RNA nuclease activity
Source: RefSeq, a predicted model, not a curated record
CCUCUCGUCUCGCCCAGACAAGACAUUGACCGCUCCACCCGGCUUCUUCUCCGUAUCUUUAUAGAAAGCCUUUCAUGUACCGCCUUCUGCGCCCCCAGGCCGCGGUAACGCUCGCAUCGCUGCGGUCGGCAUCGCUGACGUCGUCGGCACCUGCAGCGAGCGACGCGACAUCUUCGGCGACGGCGUCGUCGCGAGCGACCGGCUCGGGCGGCUCGAUGAUGGGCGCGCUGUCGAUGGCCGGCGUCUCGGCCGCACUCAUGGCGGCUUCGGUGACUAACGUUGCGGCGACCGGGGCUGCUGUCGGGCCCGAGGCUCUCGACGAUCCGGUCCUUGCCGCCGUCCUCCGCGAUGCCGCUGGCCGCGACACUCGCGACGCCGGCUUUGCCGCCGAGCAUGAGCUCGGCAUCAGCGGCUCGCCGGCGCUCGACUUUGAUUCGCUCACUGGCUUUGCUGCCGAUCACCUCUCUGCGCCGGGCCGCAUCGACAGCGCGCCACAGACCAAGGCCGCGGCGCGGCAGCAGCGGCGACUGGCGGAUGCCGUCGCCGCCGCUCUCGAGUCGCCGCCGGUUGCCUCGUCAGCGGUCUUUGGCCCCGGCUCGCCGACGGGUAGCUACCUGCGCGAGCAUCUGGCGAACGCGGGCAAGCCGAGCGGGUCGUCAUCGGGGCGGCUGGUCUUUGACGCCGCCUCACCGGUCCUCCUUCCCGCCGAGUCUCACACCGCGUUUGGCACGCUCUAUGCCGGCGUCAUGGACGGCGUCCUCCAGGUCUUUGUGCGGCGCAUUCCGGCCGAUGUCGCCGACAUUGCCGCGCUCAAGGCCGAGGCCCGGUCCCUGGCCGCGCACGACGCCGAAGGUUGCUGGCUCUCUUUCCGCGGCAUCGAGCGCGACGCCCACUAUGUGUACGUCGUCUACUCCGGGCCGGCGGUCCUGCUGCGGGCGGCGCUUGUUGAGGCGGCGGGUGGGAGCGGGCCGCUGGCGACGCUCGGCGCACGGCUGGCGUUCUGCGCCUCGCUCCUCCGUGCCAUCGGCCCGGCGCCAGACCUGGCCCACAUUGCGCCGCACACUGUGAUGGUGAACAGCGACGGGCUUGCGGUGCUGACCGGCUUUGACCCCGCUACAUGCGCCCAUGCGGGCGGCUCUGAUGGCCAUGGCCCGUUCUCGUCGCUCGCGGCCCUGGUGUUCUACAUUGUGACGGCUGGCUCGCGGCUCGGCGCCGGUGCGCGACUGGCCUCGGUCCGGGCCAUGUGCCCUGUUGCUGGACCUCAGGCUGCGCACCUGGUGCGGGCGCUAGUCGACGGUAUGGCGCCGCUCGACAGCCGCGAUCCCGCGAGCGUGCUACAGCAUCCUGCGUUUCUGGCGGCCGAGGCGCAGAUGGCGCUCGUUGCCGCGCUCACCUCGCGAGUCCGCGCCGCGCGCACCCUCGCGGCCGGGCCACCGUCUCGGUUUGCAGCUGCUGAAGCUGCGUUCCUGGCCUCGGUCGAGUCAGCGCUUGCACCCCUGGCCGACUCUGAGCUUGCGGCUUUUCUCGCGUCGCCACAGGGAUGGAAGGGCGCGUUUGACGAGGCAAUUGUGGCGCAUCUCGGUGCUUUCCGUGCGUAUGAUAGCGGCUCUGUCCUCGAUCUUGUCUUUUUUGUCCGCAACUUUGAGGCGCACGCCUCCGAGUUUCCCGACGAGGUGCUUCGCCUUCUUGCCGACACCGCCGACACUGCCGACGCUGCGGGCGGCGACGUAGAGGAAGCAUGCUACAGGCUCCGGAUCGAGGCGCCGCGGCGGCGUGCGGCGGUGGCCAACUUUGUUGUGGCACGCGUGCCAUCGCUUGCGUGCUCGGUCUUUGCUGCGCUGCAGGCCGGCGCUGCAGCGCCUUCGCCUGCACCCGCGGCUGCAGCGCCUGCUCCGGUGGCACAAACGUCGUGGACGACGGUGGUGGCGCGUGGCCGGCGGCGCGACGGCAUGUGCGAAUAA